AUGGUACCUGCAGAGGCUCCAUCUGCUCUUCUUCCCUUCAUCCCUAUCCUCUCUAUUCUGCUUUUCCAGAUCCGAAAGAGAAGCAAAGCGUGCCGUGGAGGCCUGUGGGAAAAUGACGUGCUAGUAUCUAUCAACGGGAAGUCAUGUGCUGGCCUCUCCCAUGCUACUGCCAUGCAGAUCAUUGACUCCUCCAAUGGCACGCUCAACAUCCGCGUGAAAAGGAUAGUUGGUGGGGACCAGACCGGCCCACGGCUCCAGCGCCCCCCUUCUCCAGGGCAGCGAGUGCGGUCCACACCGUCCCCCCCCGCCGCCCCCCUCGCCCCAAACCCGCCGGGCGCCCCAGCCACAGCACAGCCCUCGCAGCCACGGAAGUCGCAGAGGCACCUGGAGAGCCUCACCUCCCCACCGGACAGUGAGGCCUACUAUGGCGAGACGGACAGCGAUGCUGACAACGUGGCCCAGGAGAAGCACCGCCGGGCUCGCAAGAAAAGCCCGCGCUCCCCACCCGACAGCACCAACAGCAAGGGGGAUGCGCCUCAGGAUGAGGUGUCCCUGUCCGAACAGAGCGGCUACGAGAGCAUGCCGGAGGCUGCUGCGCAGGGGGGACCCGAGGUGGCCACCUCUGUCGGGGUGGCCAAGAGGGAGAUUGCCUGCCCGCCUGGCAGCCGCACAGACACUCCAUUCUCGGAGAGCGAGGGACAGUUGCGGCCACCGUCAACAGAGGGACGGGAGCCUUCUCCAGAGGCGAUGCUCCUGCCCCAUGCCACCAAGGCUAUCCGAGCAGAACGCCAUCUCAUCCCCAUGGUGGGGCCAGUGGAGCACCCGGUUGACGAAGACCUAACCACCACGUAUGCGGAGAAAGCCAAGCAGGCCAAGCUCCACCGCCACGAGAGCAUCCAAGAGAAGAACGUGAAAGAAGCCAAAACCAAGUGCAGAACCAUUGCAUCCCUGCUGACAGACGCACCCAACCCCCACUCCAAGGGGGUGCUGAUGUUCAAGAAGCGCAGGCAGAGGGCUAAGAAGUAUACAUUGGUAAGCUUUGGGAGUGUCGACGAAGACCGCUCCUACGAGGAGGAAGACGGAGUUUUUCCAACUAGUGAGUCUGAAUUUGAUGAGGAAGGUUUCUCUGAUGCCCGAAGCCUAACUAAUCACUCAGACUGGGACACCACUUACCUGGACAUUGAAAAGGCCAAGUCUGACUCUGAACAGAAGGAAGAGAAGCAAAAAGGUUUAAGUGAGGCCUCAGGUAAAGGAGCACGAUUAUUUGAGCAGCAGAGGGAACGGGUUGGGAAGUACACAGUCGAGAAAGUCCCAGCACAGAAGAGGCCCCAGCUUGCCCCGGCUGCCCAGCCGCAGCAGGGCACAGUGAACGGAGACAUGCCUGUGCCACAGAAGGCAGACAGUGUGCCCCUCAGCAUCCACCUGGAAGGCGUGCAAGUGCCCAGCAAGCAGCCAGCCACCCUCCCCACUCAGCUCCUGGCUCCCCCUAGCCCCACUUUCUUCCCGCCUCCCCCAAGCACCCCUGACCCCUCCUCUGCAAGCACAACGAGCAUGUUCAACAGGUCUGCACGGCCCUUUACUCCUGGCUUUUCUGGCCAACGCCCAGCAACAUCCUCUGUCAUCUUCAGGCCAUCUGCACCCAAAAAACCUAGUGAAAGUCUGGGUGGGCAAAGCACAGUGGUUCCCCCUUUCUCGCCUCUGGCUCCAGGAACACCUGCCAAUGCACCAGUGCCAACGCACCGCAGUCCAGUCAGCUCCUCCACAUCUCUGUAUAUUCCUGCACCAGGAAGGCCAACACCACCACUGGAGUCACAGCCAAGAGGGGGAGGAAGUGCUCCAGAGACGAAGCCUUCUGCCAACACUGCCCGGACAUCCACCACCUCUAUCUUUCUGUCAACUCCCUCGAAGCCAGGGGGGGAGGUGGCCUCCGCAGCAUCCCAGCCACGAGUCCCUGGAACAGCCUCUUCUUCUUUGUAUAUUAGUCCAGCACCAUCACAGCACACGAUAAGCAGUUCCCCCGUGCCAAAGCAGCCUUCUCCUGCCAUCUCACCAGCAAUGCCACGACCUCCUUCUGAGCCCUUAACCUCCAGGGAGCAGAGGAUUGCCGUACCAGCUCCCCGCACAGGCAUCCUGCAGGAGGCUCGCCGGCGGGGCAACAAGAAACCCAUGUUCAGUAAGAUUGAGGAGAAGAAGAAGAAUUCACCCAACCCAGAGCUCCUGUCUCUGGUGCAGAACCUGGAUGAGAAGCCGAAAGGUGACCACCCUGGGGCAGGCUUCGAGUCUGGGCCUGAGGAAGACUUCCUCAGCCUGGGCGCUGAGGCCUGCAACUUCAUGCAGUCCUCUGGCCGAAAGUUCAAGACCCCACCUCCGGUGGCUCCUAAGCCUCAGCAGCAAGAUGGUGGUCUGGUAAAUGGGGCCCAGGACAUGCCUCAGCUUAAAGGCAAGGGGGCAGAGCUCUUUGCCAAACGCCAGAGCCGCAUGGACAAAUUUGUGGUGGAGACGACACCGAAGCCAGAGUCCAAGCCCAGGACCCCCUCUCCUUCCCCUUCUCUACCCUCAUCCUGGAAAUAUUCACCCAACAUCAGGGCUCCCCCUCCAAUAGCUUACAACCCCAUGCAUUCCCCUUUCUAUCCUCUGGCAGCUAGCAAAUCUCAGGCUAGCAAAGCAGAGAGCAAAGUGAAAAAGGCACCUGGCCAGAAAUCAGGGAUCAAGGUCAUUGAUUUAAUGCGCCACCAGCCCUACCAAUUAAAGUCAGCCAUGUUCUGUUUUGGGGAUCCCCCAAGCUCCAGCAUUCAGGAGUCUCCUGGUCAGGCAGCCCCUCAGGCUAGCUCGUCCUUCACGGCAGCCAAGCAGGUCCCGGUGAAAACAGCCAAGACCCAGGAGAUUCGUCGCUUCUCCACUCCGGCUCCCAUGCCAGCCUCAAGCAGCCUGGCACCCACCGUGCUUGUGCCCCGCUCGGCCACCACGUUGGAUGAGCCGGUGUGGAGAACAGAAAUGGCCUCUUCCGCCCCCACUACACCAGCGCCCUUCCAGGUGGAGCUCAGCCAGUCCCCUAAGCCAUACCAGAGCUCCCCAGAGCCCGGUCAGGUGGGCCAGGGGCCUUCCCCAAACCCAGCCUCGGCCUCUCGGUUUCAGGUGGCCAGGCCCAAAUUCUCAGCAGCAAGAACAGGGAUGCAGGCCAAUGUGUGGAGGCCGAGCUUUGGCCACCACUAA
Messenger RNA from Pelecanus crispus (Dalmatian pelican), 3213 nucleotides. Lineage: Eukaryota; Metazoa; Chordata; Aves; Pelecaniformes; Pelecanidae. The record is from RefSeq and is a predicted model, not a curated record.